Strongylus vulgaris is the source of this 284-nucleotide messenger RNA. NCBI's taxonomy places the organism in Eukaryota, Metazoa, Nematoda, Chromadorea, Rhabditida, Strongylidae. The record is from the annotation of a GenBank genome assembly.
AUGUACCAGCCCAGGUUAACUUCUGCCGUCGUUGGGCGGAGCUUGUCAUUUUGCCAGCUCCAUCGUCGGCCAGCUGGUCGAUAUCGGUGCCGGCGCCAGUAUUCAGUCGCUUGCCGAGAGUGUGACGUCUUCGUGACUGGUCUGACUACUGCACGUGGUAUGUCACGACGUUCGCGUGUUUCCGAUGAAAUCGACGUAAUAUCCACUAGCGACGAUGAGAUUCCGCUGCCACCGUCAAAACCGCCAAUUACAAUACGUGGUGUUGGUCAUAUCACAAUGUGAGU